AUGUUGACAUUUACAGCGUUGUUUCUAGCAAGUUGUGUAGUUUUGGGAUCUUCAGCAGUGACUUUCAGGUGUGACUGUCUGCAUAAUGAAGCGGAAGGGGCGCUGUGCAGAUGGAAGGGCAAGUGGCACCCUGCCAACUGCACAAACACUCCUGUGCUUCUGAUCGGAAAGGGACAACCACAGGGAUAUUUCAAGCUGAAGCUCAAAGUGUACGCCAUUUUUCAUGGAAACGGCCACCGGCUGCACACCCUUAAUUGCACGGACGAGGACUCAAGCGAGGAUUCACUCAAUGCCACAACAUGCUCCGACUCCGACUGGCGGAGUAUAACACAACAGGUCCCUACAGAAGAGACGGUAGAGCAGUCUGCCGCGUCUGAACAGGGACCCUCAGACACAACUAAGGGUAGCGGUUCGGACGACGAAGAGACAGCGAGCAGUGCUCCCAAAAGUGAGGGGGAGGAGCAGGAAGCUUCGGGGGAAGGUGAGGAAACUCCAAAGGAAGAUCAGCAAAGUCCGGGGGAAAAGCGGGGAACUGCUGGGGAGAAGCGGGGAGCUUCGGGGAAAAAGGACGGAGCUGGAGGUGAGGGCUUGACCCGAAAGGAACCAGAAAAGGGAGGAGCAACUCAGGGAGGGAAGCAUACUCACCCUCGAGGGGAAUCUUCACCAGAAAAAGGUACAGUGAAUGAUCACCAGCGCGAUGCUGCAGAAGAUGGCACGACGACCAAUGGGAAACAGGAUGCAGACCCAGGAAGGGAGGAACCAGUGCGCGGACGGGAUGAUACAGUUGCAGCAGGUGCAGGAAUUGUAUCAAACACAGGAAGAAUCGACCGCAAACCAGAAAACAAAAAAGGAAACAACGUGAGAUAUGGAGCGAUACAGAACCUCCUUGUCGCAAUUGUAUGCUUUAUCACCGGAUAA
Trypanosoma brucei brucei TREU927 is the source of this 918-nucleotide messenger RNA. RefSeq lists its product as hypothetical. The record is from RefSeq and is a predicted model, not a curated record. The coding region runs from base 1 to 918 and encodes 305 amino acids. The transcript has a single exon. Lineage: Eukaryota; Euglenozoa; Kinetoplastea; Trypanosomatida; Trypanosomatidae.